Molecule: messenger RNA, 564 nt
Organism: Raphanus sativus (radish)
Lineage: Eukaryota; Viridiplantae; Streptophyta; Magnoliopsida; Brassicales; Brassicaceae
Product: mitochondrial import receptor subunit TOM7-1
Exons: 1
Coding region: 86-286 (66 amino acids)
Biological process (GO): protein import into mitochondrial matrix
Cellular component (GO): mitochondrial outer membrane translocase complex
Source: RefSeq, a predicted model, not a curated record
GGGUUUUGGAAUUAGACAAAAGAAAUUCUACGCAACCGAAUCGGACAUCGACAGAGAGAAAGCGAAAACUCGGAGAUCGAAAUCGAUGGAUUCGCUGAAAGGAAAAGGGAAAGGAUCGAAGGGAGCUUCCUCCUCUUCCAAGUUGGACCUCGUCAAGGAAUGGACCAAUUGGUCUCUGAAAAAGGCCAAAGUCGCGACUCACUACGGAUUCAUCCCUCUCAUCAUCGUCAUCGGCAUGAACUCCGAUCCCAAGCCACAUCUCUUCCAGCUUCUUAGCCCCGUCUGAAUGAUCGCUCUAUUUCAUCACCAUCAUCGUCAAAACCAGCUCAGAUCAAUCGUUUCCGAUGUUUCUCUGGUUUGGCUCUAUAUCUUUACGCGUGCGUCGUCUUUGAUUCGCCGGAUCUUUUUUAUGUUUUUCAUUAGCUGUGUUCUAGAAUGCUUUAUCUAUGCUUCUUAUACUCUCUGUGUGGAAUCAAUUUGAUUUACGAUAAUGUGAUAUCGAAUUCACGCUUUGAAUCUGUGUUCGCUGGGAUCUUCUUCUUAUUCAAAGUUUCACGUUUGACU